Molecule: messenger RNA, 2712 nt
Organism: Podarcis raffonei (Aeolian wall lizard)
Lineage: Eukaryota; Metazoa; Chordata; Lepidosauria; Squamata; Lacertidae
Gene: SLC9A3
Product: solute carrier family 9 member A3
Exons: 17
Coding region: 64-2541 (825 amino acids)
Biological process (GO): proton transmembrane transport; sodium ion transport; regulation of pH
Cellular component (GO): brush border membrane; apical plasma membrane
Molecular function (GO): sodium:proton antiporter activity
Source: RefSeq, a predicted model, not a curated record
GCUGUGCGCUCGCCGCUCCUGCUGCCAUCGCCGCCCGCCGCCCGGAAGGUCUCUGCCCCGCUGAUGGGUCCGGCCAGGAUGAGGCCGCGGCCGCCUUGGGGGCUUCUCCUGCUGGGCUUGCUGCUGCUGCUGCCCGCCGCCGCGGGGUCGGAAGAGGCGCCGCCGGAGCACACGAGCGAGGGCUUCCAGAUCGUCACCUUCAAGUGGCAUCACGUGCAGGCGCCCUACAUCAUCGUCCUGUGGAUUUUCGUCGCCAGCGUGGCCAAGAUUUUUUUCCACCUGUCCCAUAAAGUCACCAGUGUGGUUCCAGAAAGUGUCUUGCUCAUUGCGCUGGGCAUUAUCCUGGGAGGCAUUGUGUUUGCAGCAGAUCAUAUUGCCUCCUUCACCCUUACGCCAGACGUCUUUUUCUUCUACCUGCUGCCACCCAUCGUCUUAGAUGCAGGAUACUUCAUGCCAAACCGACUCUUCUUUGGCAACCUGGGCACCAUCCUCCUGUAUGCUGUCAUCGGGACCAUCUGGAAUACUGUCACCACAGGCCUUUCGCUCUACGGGGUCUUUCUCACAGGAAUAAUGGGUGACCUUCAAACUGGUUGGUUGGAUUUCCUCUUGUUUGGUAGUCUAAUAGCUGCAGUGGAUCCUGUUGCCGUGUUGGCUGUAUUUGAAGAAGUCCAUGUCAAUGAAGUCCUCUUCAUCAUUGUCUUUGGAGAGUCGUUGCUUAAUGAUGCCGUAACUGUGGUGCUAUACAAUGUGUUUGAAUCAUUUGUUAAAAUAGGAACUGACAAUGUGGUUGCCACCGACUGGGUCUAUGGUGUAGUGUCUUUCUUUGUGGUGAGCCUUGGAGGUACUUUGGUCGGUGUUGUCUUUGCAUUCCUGCUCUCGCUUAUCACUCGUUUCACAAAGCAUGUCAGAAUAAUUGAGCCCGGAUUCGUGUUUGUUGUCUCCUACUUGUCUUACUUGACAGCUGAGAUGCUGUCACUUUCUGCCAUCCUUGCUAUAACUUUCUGUGGUAUCUGCUGUCAGAAAUAUGUCAAGGCAAAUAUUUCAGAGCAGUCUUCUACCACUGUGAAAUACACCAUGAAGAUGUUGGCGAGUGGCGCAGAGACUAUUAUUUUCAUGUUCCUGGGAAUUUCAGCUGUUGAUCCUAACAUCUGGACUUGGAACACAGCCUUCAUACUCUUGACGCUGGUCUUCAUCUCUGUCUACAGAGUAAUUGGUGUAAUUCUGCAGACUUGGGUUCUAAACCACUACCGAAUGGUCCAGCUGGGAAUAAUAGAUCAAGUGGUCAUGUCGUAUGGUGGACUCCGUGGUGCUGUUGCCUUUGCUUUGGUAGUAACCCUGAACAGUAAAGAUGUCGCAGAAAGAAACCUGUUUGUCAGCACAACAAUCAUUGUUGUGUUUUUUACUGUCAUAUUCCAGGGUUUGACAAUCAAGCCUUUGGUGCAGUGGUUGAAAGUGAAAAAAAGUGAGCAGCGAGAGCCCAAGCUGAACGAGAAGCUUCACGGCAGGGCCUUUGACCACAUUCUUUCGGCUAUUGAAGAUAUAUCUGGUCAAAUAGGACAUAAUUACCUGAGAGACAAGUGGACUAAUUUCGACAGGCAAGUACUCAGCAAAGUACUGAUGAGAAGGUCUGCUCAGAAAAGUAGAGACCGAAUUGUUAAAGUUUUCCGUGAGCUCAACUUAAAGGAUGCCAUUAGCUACGUGGCUGAGGGAGAGCGAAGAGGUUCUCUGGCAUUUAUCCGCUCAGCAAGUAUUGACAACACGGCCAAUGUGGACUUCAGCAUUAUUAAUCAAAUGAAUGGAGAGCCCUCUGUUUCCCAGUUGCUGAGAGAAACUGCCAGUUCUGUGUGUCUUGAUAUGCAAGCCCUGGAGCAGAGAAGAAAAAGCAUCCGAGAUGCAGAGGAUAUGUUCACCCACCAUACUCUACAACAGUAUCUGUACAAGCCCAGGCAAGAGCACAAGCACGUGUACAGCCGCCAUGAACUAUCUACCAACGAAGACGAUAAGCAAAACAAAGAGAUUUUCCACAGGACCAUGAGGAGGCGCCUGGAGUCGUUCAAGAGCACCAAACUAGGCAUGAGCCACCCUAAGAAGAACAAAAUUCACAAGAGAGACCGAGGCCAAAAAAGAAGAAAUAGCAAUGUCAUUCCGAAUGGAAAUCUCUCUUCGGAAGCCAUAAAGGAAAAAGAAAUUGAGUUUUCUGAACCAGAGGAGAAUGAUUAUGACAAUCUACAGACGGGGAGAGCAAUAGAAUUCCUUGCUAAUGUCACCAAGCAGAACUUCACAGAUACAAGUGGCAUUGAUAAUCCAGUAUUUUCAGCUGAUAUCGAACAAAACUCCACCAUGAGGUUUUCGCCUUGGCUCUCCGGAGAAGAGAUGGUGGUGCCAUCCCAACGGGCCAGAGUCCAGAUACCUUAUUCUCCAAACAACUUCCAGCGGAUUGCUCCCAUUCGACUCAGCAAUAGAUCUGUAGAUUCCUUUUUGCAAGUAGAUGGCCCUGAGGAGCGGUCUCGAAGUUUCCUCCCAGAAUCAACACACAUGUGACCCAACCCUUGCUGUGAUGAUGUCAGGACAUUCCUCAGAUGAAAUGCUCCCUCCUUGGGAAUACGAACAAACAAAAUCGGAUUUUGUUAUCGGAGAAACGCCUCAGCUUAGGUCCAGUGUGCCUUAAGGGCCUUGGCAACGAGACUACACACCUCUGGAAGGCAGGGACGU